Messenger RNA from Haemonchus placei, 258 nucleotides. Lineage: Eukaryota; Metazoa; Nematoda; Chromadorea; Rhabditida; Trichostrongylidae. The record is from the annotation of a GenBank genome assembly.
AUGCGAGAGUAUGGCGGAGACUACAAGACGGUGACUGAAACCCAAAGAGAGUAUGAAGAUCCCGACUACUUUUAUGGAGAAAUCAGCGCUGGAGAGGGAGACAGUCAUUCAAGUCGACCAGACAGUACAAGAAGAAUCGUUGUGAAUGCGCUACCACCGGUGCCUCCUCCAGCGAAACCUACCCAUUUGGCCAUACACAACCCUAAAAAGGCAAGUGAACAUAACCCAAGACCACGUCAAAUGGUUAACGGUGGGUAA